AUGUCUACUCGAACACGGACCACGACCAGUACAAGGGUACAGAACCCCACUAGAACUCAGAUACAACCUGGGACACCGAUAGAUGAUUCAGCGGAUGUCAAAUGUACCGGCCAUCACAUGUCUUGUCCUAAGCUCAGAGCUGGCCCUAAGACCAAAAAUGCGGGCAGAGCGUUUUACUGCUGUCCAUUACCACGGGACGAUCCCGGUCGAUGUAAAUUCUUCAAAUGGCAUGACGAGCUCUUCCCCUUCCCUUCUUCGGCGGGACCAUCAACGCCAUCAGGGUCUACUCGAGCUUCUGCGCUGGUUCAGAGAACGAAUCAGACCCUCGGUCAAUCCCCUGCAGCUAGAUAUGGCCGUCCGGUCGGCUCAAACGACAAUACGCAUAGCGUAGGAAACAGCUCGUCUCGUCCGCAAGAGGCGGUACUGAUCAGUGAUGAUGAUGAAGAUGAGGAUGAGAUGGAGGAGAUAGACUGGGAUAAAGUGGAUGCUGAGGAGAUUGAACGUGAAGCUAUUGCAAGUACACCUGGAUCAUCCCAACUCACUGCUAGUCAGCAGACACCAAGUAAAGGCAUAUCAUUCAAUGACAGGUUAAAGAAUGCAGCGGAUGAGGGUCUGGGAAAAAGAAGAAGAGAUGAAGAAGGUUUGCAAGAAAUGAAUAGAACACCAAAAAGGGCUGCUAACGAUCCUAACCCCUUCCUCUCGUCCCCUACUACCCCUCGUUCGCCUCCUCACUCCAUUCUCUCACCUACGCUCUCGUCCCUCGAACAGCUGUCUGAACAUCUUCAUCGUCAAGAUAGAUUAUUACGUGCCGCCGAACAAAUGAAGAAGGGUAUGAGAAGUACCAUUAAAUCGCUACAGGAACGAAAUAAGGAAUUGGAAGAUCGAGUGAAGGAAUUGGAGGAACGCUUGUGGUAG
This is a messenger RNA of Kwoniella mangroviensis CBS 8507, 915 nucleotides long. RefSeq lists its product as uncharacterized. Bases 1 to 915 code for a protein of 304 amino acids. Gene Ontology annotation, molecular function: zinc ion binding. The transcript has 4 exons. The record is from RefSeq and is a predicted model, not a curated record. Lineage: Eukaryota; Fungi; Basidiomycota; Tremellomycetes; Tremellales; Cryptococcaceae.